Lasiodiplodia theobromae is the source of this 627-nucleotide messenger RNA. RefSeq lists its product as uncharacterized. The record is from RefSeq and is a predicted model, not a curated record. The coding region runs from base 1 to 627 and encodes 208 amino acids. The transcript has 2 exons. NCBI's taxonomy places the organism in Eukaryota, Fungi, Ascomycota, Dothideomycetes, Botryosphaeriales, Botryosphaeriaceae.
AUGGAAGCUGAGAACGGAUCAAAUGGGUGGAAGCAGUGGAACCAGAUACAGAAACUCCGCCCAAUGCUGAAGGAAUACAAUGCACUGUUGUUUGAGAACAAAAGGCUAUUCCAGCUUGCCAAGCCCAAUGCGUCUGACCGCAAAGAGCUGGUAAAAGGACUGGUCCACCGCAGCACAGGUGUUGGUUCCUUCCUUGAACAUCCCGAGAACAUCUUCGAGGAAAUAGACGGUGAACAUCAACACGAGGAUCUGAUCACUUUGGACCACCGGUCCGGCAAUACAGACAAAUUCACAUACUGGGUGUUCGACAAGGCCUUUCCGUGGAUUCACAAACGGCUUGAAAAGUUGUUGCCAGCCAUGCCCUACUACGAGUACGAAGACUGCAAGAUUGAGAGAGCAUCUGGAGCUAUGGUCAUCGCUGGUGCUUCACUUCUACCAACUGCAUCAAUCUUUGCCCUCAACUACAUUCCAACGACCGUAUAUCGUUUAUUGUUUAUUUCUUUCUUUUCAUUCAUUUUCACCGUAGCUUUGGAAUUUUUCACCAGUGCGAGGAAGAUCGAGAUUUUCGCUGCUGCAGUGGCAUUGGCUUCCGUCCAGGUUGUUUUCAUCAGCGGACAGUCAUGUUAA